AUGUGCUCUAACUUCUUCCGGACACUCUAUAGCGGGAGCAACCAAGUCACCCCUAACCCUUCUUUCUGGCAGCAUAUCCCUUCCUCAUCCAUCCCAAACCCCUUAUUCCUCCAGCUUAGCGCUCCCCUUUCCCUAUCCGAAAUCGGAAAAGCACUCCUCUCUCUUUCACGAGGGAAAACCCCAGGCCCAGACGGUCUCCCAGGGGAGCUCUUUCGACAAUUCUCCCCGCGCUUCGCACCGGCCUUCCACUCCCUACUCUCACCACCACAGCCACUCUCCUGCCUCCCUCCGUCCAUGUUGACCGGACGAACGGUCCUUAUCCCCAAAAGGGGGGAUUCUUCGCUAGUGGAAAAUCUCCGCCUCAUUACCCUAAUGAACGCGGAUUACAAGGUACUCGCGCUAUGCCUUGCUAACCGUCUUCAGCUCGUCCUCCCCCAACUCAUCCACCCAUCCCAAACUGCCUUCAUCAAACACAGGAAAAUCGGUGAUACCAUUAACGAUACCUUGGACAUCAUGGAUUGGGCGACCUAUUCCUCGGCGCCCCUUCUCGCUCUCACUGUGGACUUUCGCAAAGCAUACGACCUCGUCGACAGGCCUUUCCUCCUCCACGCCUUAUCAGUUCUGGGACUCCCCACAUCCUUCAUCCACUGGGUUCGAUUAAUGCAUUCCAACACGUGUACACGUAUCUCGGUUAAUAACAUGCUCGGCCCCACCUUCCCCGUCCGCACUGGUGUCCGUCAGGGCUGCCCACUGGCUCCCCUGCUCUUCGUUUGCGUCAUGGAGAUCUUUCACCGCUACACGUCCCUCUUCCUUCCUGGCUUCGCCUUGUCCCACGCACAGCUCCGUCUUAUGGCGUGCUAUGCAGACGACGUCACUCUCUUCCUCACCUCAGAUACAGAGCUCGGACUUGCUGUAGUGCUGCUCGGUGUCUUUGGAUCGGUCUCCGGAGAAAUCCCCAACUGGAGCAAAUGCUCCAUAAUUCCAUUCAAUAUUCCCCCUACUGACCUCGUGCACGCCGGGAGCAUACCUAUCCGAGCUCCCAAUGAGGCAGAACGCAUCCUCGGAAUUUACGUUGAGCGCCUACACCCUGGCUCCACCACCUGGAACAAGGCUCUCGCCCGCAUACAAAGCACCGCCAAGUGUCUAGCAGCACUACACGCCACUGUCACGUGUCGCAAAUCCCUCUCCUCGAUCUUUCUAAACUCUGUCAUCUCCUUUCCCAGACGCUUUCAACCCGCCCCUUCAGACACAAUCAAGCGCCUAGACGUGUCAGUUGGGAACUUCCUUUCAUCCUCGAAACACAAGCUAGACGGCCUCGCACAACGCCUCAUUUCCAAGGCCCUCCUGUACAAUUCCCUCCAAGACGGCGGGGUCGGGGCGAUUGCCCCGUCUAUACAAGUCAAAGCCCUGGCUAUUCAGCGCGCCCUGCGCAGAUUCGGACCAACCCCCUCUGAGGAAGUAGCACGUACCCUGACCCCGUUCCCCUUCGGGCUACAUGGACUACUCUCCCAUAAAGCCAUCCUCGAACGAGAUUGGCUCCCUACAUUCAUCCCCCCGCGGGCACUGGACGAACUUAAAGCCCUCCUCUCUCUCCCCUUGGUCAUUCAUAAGCCCCCCCUACGCAUGCAGUGCAUCCUCACCAAACCUAUCGCCUUCAACCGCUUUCUCCUCAGACCCGACGAACGGCCUUUUGGCACCCGCCAACACGAACGCUUCCUUCUUACAAGGCAGCUCCGCAUCGGACACCUUGUCCGUAUCACCAAUUUUGAUGUCAGCCCCGUCUCUGCAGACGAGUUUUGCUCCCAAAUCCUGGAGGAGUUCCAUGAAGACGCAACACGCAUCCUCCCAGACCUUAUCAAGGCUAUCAAACCUCCCUGGUGGGCCGCCCUCCGAACCCCACAUGCCUCUUAUGCCUCUCCAGGUGAAUGGUUCAUGCUUUCAGACGACCACUAUUCCAUCUCUCAUCUCGCCCUCCAAGUCGUCGCUUACAUUCCCCCUGCCUCCGUUUCGGCCACUGUCCACUCCGUCUCGCCAAAUCGUCGCAUCGCCCGCAACCCAACAAACACCGGACUCUUCCGUUUACAAGACCUCAUCGAGGUGCACGUCAGGGAUUGGUGGCUCGCAGGGCCACUUCACACAGGGGCAGGGUUAGGAGCUAGGAUUGGACUUCUACAGGACGGCACCCCCAGCAUCGCCGACAUCCGCCGUCUCCUCUACUCAGCACAACCGCUAACUCACCACAGCCGAUGGACCCGCGAUCUCACCCUUCCUCCUCCUCCUCUCCCAGGCCUUAAGGACGCAUUUCUCAAGGACCAGCCAAGCCGUCAGCGGGACAUCCUUUUCAGACUCUUCACGCUCACCCUUCCCUCUGGAUCACGCUUCCAGUACUUUGACGAUCGAGGGGUUUGCCCUCGAUGCCCAGCUGCCGUCGUCGAGACACUGCCACAUAUAUUCUUUGAAUGCUCCUCCGCCGGAAACGUCAUCUCGGCUCUUCGCACAGUCGCUGACUGCCAUCUAGGACAAACCACCACAGCCGAACACAUCUUCUUCCCGAUACAGUCACGGGUGGGACAGUCCCCCCCAUGGAGCCUACUAGUGGGAGCUGCAGUUAAGACACUGUGGAAUGCUCGCUGCGACCACAAGUACCGAAACUCCUCCUCCUCGAGCUUCGAGAUACUACAGCUGGUAUUAGCCCAAUUUCUCAUCGCUUUCAAAAUCUACAUUUGGAGAAGCAGACGCCAAUCUACCAAGAAGAGACAACGUACAUCCUCCAGCAUCAAGCGCGCACAAAAACUUCGCUUCCUCCUCUUCGACAGGAGCGGUACACCCUCUAUUCACCCCGACCUCAGAGCCUCAUGGCUUAUGGGAAACCCGUUCCGACCCCCGUAG
Molecule: messenger RNA, 2889 nt
Organism: Closterium sp. Yama58-4
Lineage: Eukaryota; Viridiplantae; Streptophyta; Zygnematophyceae; Desmidiales; Closteriaceae
Source: the annotation of a GenBank genome assembly